GUUGCCUUUGCGUAAUUUGUAUGAUGUCUUCACCAAAAUCGAUAAGAAGCCGUUUCAUUCGUACAUGUGUAUCGGUAAUGAAUAGACAUAAAAUUUAAAUACAUCUACUGUUUUUUUUCUAUAACACCUCCCGAGUUUUAAAAAUCGGAUCUGGCAACACUGCAGGUCAGGUGUCAUCAGAAGAUCAAAAGGGAGAAUUGUUUUGAAUAACUGAACUUAUAAUCGGAAAUAAUCGACGAGUUCCAUUGUACAAAAAACUGUUUUUAAUACAAUUAUAAUGGCUCCGAAGGCGGGUGGUGAUUCUGCCAAAGUUAAUUCAGCGGUUUAUAAGGAUAAAAGCAAGCCUACAGAUAUUCGGCUUAGUAAUAUUAAUGCCGCAAAAGCUGUGUCAGAUGCUAUAAGAACUAGCUUGGGUCCUCGUGGAAUGGACAAAAUGAUACAAGCAGCUAAUGGAGAAGUUACUAUUACAAAUGAUGGGGCAACAAUUUUGAAGCAAAUGAGUGUUAUUCAUCCAGCUGCCAAAAUGUUGGUUGAAUUGUCUCGUGCACAAGACAUCGAGGCUGGUGAUGGCACUACUUCGGUGGUAGUCAUUGCAGGCGCCUUAUUAGAUGCUGCUGAGAAGCUAUUACAAAAAGGAAUUCAUCCUACAGUAAUUUCCGAUGGUUUCCAAAAAGCUCUGCAACUGUCAUUACAGGUGGUAGAAGGUAUGGCCAUGCCUGUAGAUCUGUCCAAUGAAGAUGCCUUAUUGAAAGCAGCAGCAACUUCAUUAAAUUCUAAAGUGGUGUCGCAGCAUUCAACUAUUUUGGCUCCCAUUGCAGUUCAAGCAAUUCGUGCUGUAAUGGAGCCCAUCACUAAUGGAGUUGGUGCUAGGGUGGACUUACGUGACGUGAAAGUGAUUGAACGCAUUGGUGGAACAGUUGAAGACACAGAAUUAAUUCAAGGACUCGUUAUUCCGCGUCGUGCUGCUAAUGUUAAUGGGCCGCAUCGCAUUGAAAAGGCGAAAGUUGGACUAAUACAGUUUUGCAUAUCACCACCAAAAACGGAUAUGGAUCACAAUGUUAUAGUAUCAGAUUAUGCUGCUAUGGAUCGCGUGUUAAAAGAAGAACGUCAGUAUAUUCUCAAUAUUGUAAAACAAAUCAAGAAGGCUGGCUGUAAUGUGCUGCUGGUACAGAAAUCAAUUUUGAGAGAUUCUUUAAGUGACCUGGCUAUACAUUUCUUAGAUAAAAUCAAGACGAUGGUUAUCAAGGACAUAGAACGCGAAGACAUUGAAUUCGUAUGUAAGACAUUGGGUUGUCGCCCUAUAGCGUCUUUGGACCAUUUCACUGCCGAGAAUCUAGUUAAUGUGGAUUUAGUAGAAGAGAUAAAUGAACCAGGAGGGAAAUAUAUCAAGAUGUCGGGGUGCGGUCAGGGCGGGCGCACGGUGUGCGUGUGCGUACGCGGGUCGUCGGGCGCGGUGGUGGCGGAGGCGGCGCGCUCGCUGCACGACGCGCUGUGUGCCGUGCGGUGCGUGGCGCGCCGUCCCGCGCUGCUGCCGGGCGGGGGCGCGCCCGAGGCCGCCGCCGCCGCCGCGCUCGCCCGCGCCGCCGUCGCCGCGCCCGGCGCGAACCACUACUGCCUGCGGGCCUACGCCGACGCGCUCCAGGUGGUGCCCUCCACGCUCGCUGAAAACGCAGGCUUGAACCCGAUCGAGACGGUGACGGAGCUGCACGCGGCGCACGCGGCAGGGGCGGAGACUGGCGCGUGGUCGGGCGCAGGCGUGAACGUGCGCCGCGGACGCGUCACCGACAUGCGCCAAGAGCACGUGCUGCAGCCGCUGCACGUCACCGCCAGCGCGCUCGCGCUCGCCACCGAGACCGUGCGCGCCAUACUCAAGAUCGACGACAUCGUAAACACAAUGAAUUAAUCUUUGUGUGACCACACAUAACGUGUAUUCAAUAAAAUGUUUAAAUUAUUAAUUGCAUUUACAUCUUAAUUUGAUUUAAAAUAUUAGCUUUGCAUAGUUAAACAUUCACAAAGAGCGUCACAACCACAAUGUGAUGGUAACAUUCUUAUUACAAAUUAUUUUCUUCUUUAGCUUUCAUGUAAUUAAUCAGUAUAUUUUAGUUUUAUUACCCACUAAACAAAAUAGUAUUAACUAUAUUAUAAUUUAAUGAAAUAAAAUUAUUUCACAAA
Chilo suppressalis (striped riceborer) is the source of this 2172-nucleotide messenger RNA. Lineage: Eukaryota; Metazoa; Arthropoda; Insecta; Lepidoptera; Crambidae. The record is from the annotation of a GenBank genome assembly.